AGGCGGGGGUGACCCUCUGUGGGGCUGUGGGUGGGGCGGCGGCCGGGGCAUUGGUGUUCACUUUGGGGGCUGGAGAAAGGGCGAGGAACUUGCUCCAGUCUACGAACCCAGUCGAGGGCCCAGGACCGUGGGGGUUGAAGGAAGUCGCCCCGAGCGGCUGGCGUUGGUCCAGAGGAGAGGCGUCCCGCCCCCGGAGGCCUCCUCCCCGGACCCUCCUACUGGGCUGCGCGUGGGCGGCCCCAGUUCUGUCUCCGGGGCUGCGGCGGGAACAACCGAGCGAGCUGGACCUGACCAUCUCCUGAAGACCCGCUGGAGAAGAAGGAUCGUGGCAAGUUAGUCCGUCAGCGCAGAGGUCAGGCCGCUGAUCCCCGUCCAUCGUUCUCCGUCUUUCGCCCAGCCCUUUUGGCAAGAGUCCGCGACCUCCCCGAGUUGCUUCUGCUUCUUCUUCGAGUAUGCCAGCAAAUCUUCUAGCAGGGUGAUUUUUCUUCCUUUGCUUUGCGGGAAAGAAGAUACAUAUUUAAAGGAUUGCUUCUCCUCACAAUCCCUGUCCUCUAAAAGUUUUCCUUCAUUGGGAAAGCUUCAUUCCUUCUUUGGACUAUUUGAUGGUUACCACCGUAUGAUUUAGCUCGUGGGAUCAUCUUUAGAUCAGAUCUUAAAAAUUAUCACCCACAAAACGGCAGAGUUGUUCUCUCCGCCCAAGAAGGGCAAAUGGACUUUGGAGUUAAGAUGCAGGGGGGUGAACCAGUAUCAACCAUGAAAGUCGCAGAGACGGAAGGAAAGCUGGAGAGCCUGGCCACAGCCCUGACCCCGAACAAGAACAGCAGCAACAGCAGUUGUGGAGGUGGAAUCAGUAGCAGCAGCAGCAGCGGCAGCAGCCGCGGAGGCAGUGCAAAAGGCUGGCAGUACAGUGAUCACAUGGAAAAUGUGUAUGGCUACUUAAUGAAGUACACCAACCUUGUCACUGGGUGGCAGUAUAGGUUUUUUGUUUUAAACAACGAAGCUGGGUUAUUGGAAUACUUUGUGAAUGAGCAGUCUAGAAAUCAAAAACCCAGAGGUACUUUGCAGCUUGCAGGAGCUGUAAUAUCACCCAGUGAUGAAGACUCUCACACCUUCACUGUAAAUGCUGCCAGUGGGGAACAGUAUAAACUCAGAGCCACAGAUGCUAAAGAGCGACAGCAUUGGGUUAGCAGACUUCAGAUAUGUACACAACAUCACACUGAAGCUAUUGGAAAGAAUAAUCCACCUCUGAAAUCACGGAACUUCUCACUUGCAUCUAGUGGUAAUUCUCCUAUAUCUCAGAGGAGACCAAGUCAAAAUGCCAUUUCUUUUUUUAAUGUUGGACAUUCCAAGCUGCAAUCAGUGGGCAAAAGAGCUCACUUACCUCCAGACCAUCUCGUGGAAGUCAGAGAAAUGAUGUCACAUGCUGAAGGACAACAAAGAGACUUAAUUAGACGAAUUGAAUGCCUUCCUGCUUCUGGCCAUCUUAGUUCCUUGGACCAGGAUCUCUUAAUGCUCAAAGCCACUUCCAUGGCAACUAUGAACUGCUUAAAUGACUGCUUUCAUAUUCUCCAGUUGCAGCAUGCAUCACAUCAGAAGGGCUCAUUGCCUCCAGGAACGACAAUUGAGUGGUUAGAACCAAAGAUACCUUUAUCAAACCACUAUAAAAAUGGAGCUGACCAGCCCUUUGCAACCGAGCAGAGUAAGCCAGUGGCAGUCCCAGAAGAGCAGUGUGUUGCGGAAUCUGGACUAUUAGCAAGGGAACCUGAAGAAAUAAAUGCAGAUGAUGAGGUGGAGGACACUUGUGACAACAAGGAGGAUGACCUGGGAGCUGUGGAAGAGCAGCGCAGUGUUAUCCUGCAUCUCUUGUCACAGCUCAAGCUGGGCAUGGACUUAACGAGAGUGGUGCUUCCUACAUUUAUCCUGGAGAAGCGUUCCUUGCUGGAAAUGUAUGCAGAUUUUAUGUCUCAUCCAGACCUAUUUAUAGCCAUCACUAAUGGAGCCACAGCUGAAGACAGAAUGAUUCGUUUUGUUGAGUACUACCUUACCUCAUUUCAUGAAGGCCGUAAGGGAGCCAUUGCUAAGAAACCAUACAAUCCUAUCAUUGGAGAAACAUUUCACUGUUCCUGGAAGAUACCGAAAAGCGAAGUACCAUCCAGUGUUACUAGCAACUCUUCCAUGCAGGCAGUCUCAAAUCAUGGUCCUCUUUCAGAAGAGGCUUUGAGCAAGGUGGGACCAGACUAUUAUACAGUCAGAUUUGUUGCUGAGCAAGUUUCCCAUCAUCCUCCAGUAUCAGGAUUUUAUGCAGAAUGUGCAGAGAGGAAGAUGUGUGUAAAUGCACACGUAUGGACUAAGAGCAAAUUCUUAGGGAUGUCAAUAGGCGUGACAAUGGUUGGAGAAGGUAUCCUUAGUCUCCUGGAGCAUGGAGAGGAGUAUACGUUUUCUCUGCCUUGUGCAUAUGCCCGGUCAAUUUUGACUGUUCCUUGGGUAGAACUGGGUGGCAAAGUCAGUAUCAACUGUGUAAAAACUGGGUAUUCAGCCAGCAUCACUUUUCAUACCAAGCCAUUUUAUGGUGGCAAACUGCACCGGGUUACAGGUGAAGUGAAGCACAACACCACCAACGCUGUGGUGUGCAGAGUGCAAGGGGAGUGGAAUAGUGUUCUCGAGUUCACGUACAGCAGUGGAGAGACGAAGAAUGUGGACUUGACUAAACUGGCAGUGACAAAGAAAAGAGUGAGACCUCUGGAGAAGCAGGACCCAUUUGAAUCCAGGCGAUUAUGGAAAAAUGUCACAGACUCUCUGAGAGAAUCUGAAAUUGAUAAGGCCACAGAGCAUAAACGUACCCUGGAAGAACGCCAGAGGACUGAAGAAAGGCAUCGCAUUGAAACAGGCACGCCCUGGAAAACCAAAUAUUUUAUUAAAGAGGGAGAUGGCUGGGUUUAUCACAAACCCCUCUGGAAAAUAAUUCCAGCAACACAACCAGCAGAGUGACACACACCAAGACUCGACCAAAUGAAAUUCUUCUCUGUUUACCCUAAAUCCUCCCAGAAUGGAGUCGUUGCACUGAGUGACCUGCUUCCUGAUUGCAGACUGAAACUAGCUAAACAUGAAUGUACCUGUUAGGGCACCAUAGAACCGCAGCGAGACCAAAGUGUUGAAGAAGCACUAUGGACCUCUCACCACCUACCUGUCCACAUGAUGUGAGCAAUAUCAUCUGAAACCCUCUCAUCUGACUCGUUAGAUGAUUAAUCUUUUAUCCAGUUCCUGCUCCUAAGCUAAAUUUGAAUCCCCUAUUUUUGCAUGGGGUCAACAGAUUAACAACAGUGAAAAACUUAAUGACGUUAAUUUCUUUAUAGUAAAAAGUGAAGUCUCUUUUCAGAGUCUGUGCUUUGCUUUCUGUCAGUAACUUUAAGUAGUCAUUGCUCAUAAAAAACCAAGAGGAAGAGAAAGACAACCCAGAAGUGGACUCAGCCAUUGUGCCUGAAAUCAGUGUUAAAAAAAAAAAAUCAACCAAGUUGUAGAAACAAGGCAUUCUGUUCCUUCAAAGAGACUGUGUGCCUGUGUCUGAGGAUCUAUCCAUUAUCCACCUCCGUUGGAACUCUCUUUUAAAAAGUAUAUUUAUAAAUUGAUUCAAAUUACAACCAUGGAGAACUUUUUCUUCUGAGCAUUUUAAUAUACUUGAAAACAACAUUGACUUGAAAAAAUUCAGAGCAUUUUUCAAUACCUAGUUUUAUUAAAUAUUACACUUGAGAGACAGUUUUUUAAAUAUGUUCAUGUCAAUAUGAGAUUUUGGCCUUUCUCAAGAACUGAGGCAUUAAAGUACAUCGCAAAUAUUUAAAAAAAUAAAACUGUUACUUUUUUCGUACUUUUUUUCCACUUGUAGGUUAAUAUUCAGUAUUAUGUUUUAUCCCUCUGGAUAAGUAUGCUUUGUCUUACCUGUGUUCAUUCAAAAUUCAAAACAACUCUUCAUAUUUGUCAGUAGUUCAGAAGUUAUGUACGGUACUGAGAACAUGUACAAUAUGGUUUUACUAUAUUUUCUUUUCAAGGAAACUCAAAUGCUGAAGAAAAAAUAUGAAAUCAAAAGAUAUCAGGAAAUUGUAUUCAGGUACAAAUCUUUUUAAAAAUAAGUAUUUUAUUGAGGUUAAAGAGUUUAUGUCAACUAAAAGAAUAGUGCUAAUUACGGCUAUCAUCAUUCAUUCAAGUAUUUAUUGAGCACCUACUUAUGGUGCUCAGUACUUGUUACUGAAAGCUACCUUAAUUUUCCAAGAGUGGUGCCUUAUUCUGUUCUUCUGAUGUGGUCUUCCAAUCAGUGUGUGUAAUACAUACCUGUUUUCAUCAGCCAUUGUAGGUGGCUAUGUCUGUUACGUCAUCAUAAGAAAUUUAAGCUUUGUGCUCUGAAUAAAUUGUGUUUUAUUGAAAGGGUUAAUAGGAUGAAACAAAACACUUUUUUUUUUCAACAAAUUGUAAAUUACAAGAAAAUAAUUGGUUUAUGUACAACCAUUUUAAUGAUUCCGUUCAUUUUUGCUGUGAAAUGCACUGAAAAAAAUCUCAAAGUGAGUUAUAGUUCAUGUGUUGGGAAGAUUAAAAAUUAAUAAAAUUAGAGAACAAUGA
Molecule: messenger RNA, 4608 nt
Organism: Phyllostomus discolor (pale spear-nosed bat)
Lineage: Eukaryota; Metazoa; Chordata; Mammalia; Chiroptera; Phyllostomidae
Gene: OSBPL11
Product: oxysterol binding protein like 11
Exons: 13
Coding region: 709-2988 (759 amino acids)
Cellular component (GO): cytosol; membrane; intracellular membrane-bounded organelle
Molecular function (GO): sterol binding
Source: RefSeq, a predicted model, not a curated record